Molecule: messenger RNA, 456 nt
Organism: Rhododendron vialii
Lineage: Eukaryota; Viridiplantae; Streptophyta; Magnoliopsida; Ericales; Ericaceae
Exons: 3
Coding region: 1-456 (151 amino acids)
Source: RefSeq, a predicted model, not a curated record
AUGUUAAGAGCUUGUGCCUUAGAUUUGUCAGGGAAUUGGGAGCAGCACUUAUCGUUGGUGGAGUUUGCCUACAACAACAGCUACCAAGCAAUGGGAGAUCAUGUAUUCUUGAAGAUCAGACCGAAGAAAGGAGUUAUCAGAUUUGGGAAAAAGGGAAAGUUGUCCCCACGCUACAUUGGACCUUUCGACAUUGUGGAGAAAAUCGGGAAGGUUGCGUAUCGUCUAGUGCUGCCGCCACAGCUAGAUAGAGUACAUAACAUGUUCCAUGUUUCAAUGCUCCGCAAGUAUCUCGCAUUGCCCACGCAUGUCCUUAACUGGGAGGACCUCACCAUCGAGGAGGAUGCGACCUAUGAGGAAGAACCAAUAGAAAUUCAGGACCAAAGUGAAAAGACAAUCCGAAACAAGACCGUCAAGUUGCCUCCUUACGCCUAUAAAAGGAGAGCAUCCCCUCUGUAA